UUUAAUUUGUUAAAAUUUACGGAUUUUGAGUAAGAACCACAAGGAUACCAGACCUAGGCCCAAUAUUCAAGUCACCGAUUCUCUUCGCGGUUUCAUCCUCCGUCAGACGCCAACACGCAGCACAUCAGCAGCACCGCAGCACGCCUCUUCAGUCGUCAACUACUCACAUCACUCCCGUCGCUCAGUCACCUGCUCUCAGCCACUCAACCUUCAGCGGCUCAGUCAAUCGGCGCUUCCCUCAAUUUUCACAUCCAACCAUUCAUAGUCCCGGUUACUUCAUUGCUCAACUAUCAUGAGACAAGGUGGCAAUGCUGCACAAGACACAACUGAAGACCCAGCUACUGAGGAUGUACUUGUCUCAAGUGAUGAUGAUUCUGUUGAGCAUAACAAUGAUCACUCCCAUCUAGAAUUUGAUGAGAGUGACUCAUCUUACAGGGAGGAUGAUUCUGACUCAUCUGAUGGUGAGGAUGUUUCUGAUGAUGCGAGUCAUAGUGAAGAGGAUGAGGAUGAGAGUGAUGAUUCCCAUCCAGAAGUUGAGGAGAGUGACUCAUCCGAAGAUGAGGUUGCUCCUCGAAAUACUGUGGGGGACGUUCCAUUGAAAUGGUACGAAGAUGAGGAACAUAUAGGAUAUGAUCUUGCAGGGAAGAAGAUAAAAAAGAAGGAGAAACAAGAUAGAUUAGAUUCAUUUCUCGCCAGUGCUGAUGACUCCAAAAAUUGGCGUAAGAUUUAUGAUGAAUAUAAUGAUGAAGAGGUGGAGUUGACCAAAGAAGAGGUCAAAAUUAUACGCAGAAUGAUGAAAGGAAAGGCACCUCAUGCUGCUUUUGAUCCUUAUCCGGAUUAUGUUGACUGGUUUGCCUGGGAUGGUGCAAAACAUCCACUUUCGAGUGCCCCAGAACCAAAAAGACGUUUCAUUCCCUCAAAGUGGGAGAGCAAAAAGGUCGUUCAGUAUGUGAGAGCAAUACGAAAGGGGCUGAUAAAAUUUAAUGACAAACCAAAAGAAGAACCAAGAUUCUAUAAUUUAUGGGGAGAUGAUUCGAGUUCUGUGGAAAGACAAGGAUUAUCGUAUAUUCCUGCUCCAAAGCCUAAACUGCCAGGUCAUGAGGAAUCAUACAACCCCUCAUUGGAAUAUAUCCCAACAGAAGACGAGAUCAAAUCUUAUGAGCUUAUGUUUGAGGAAGAUCGGCCUAAAUUCAUCCCGAAGCAGUUUCCUUCACUGAGAAGUGUUCCAGCCUACGAUAAAACUGUCAAAGAAACAUUUGAUCGUUGUUUGGAUCUUUAUUUAUGCCCCAGAGCUCGUAAGAAGCGGCUAAAUAUUGAUCCUGAGUCUUUGAAACCAAAGCUGCCAAGUCGUAAGGACCUCAGACCUUACCCAACAACAUGCUAUCUCGAGUAUAAAGGUCACAAAGGUCCAGUUGUUUCCAUUUGUACGGAACCUAGUGGGCAGUGGAUCGCAUCUGGUUCAAGUGAUGGAACUGUUCGCUUAUGGGAAGUUGAAACGGGAAGAUGUAUAAAAGUUUGGGAGAUGGAGGAAGAAGUUCAGCUUGUUUCUUGGAAUACUGUGCCCAGCCUUCCUAUUCUGGCAGUCGCUGUUGGAACAGAUGUCUAUCUUUUGAACACUGGGCUUGGGGAUGAAGAAGGACAAAAGAGGGUUGAAGAACUAUUGUGUUCUCAUACACCACUAGUAACAGAUGACUCUGAUAGCAACACUAACAUUGUGAGCUGGUCUAAGGAUGAUAAACAUGAAGGAAUCAGAUUAAAACACCCCAAGAAAGUUACUUCUGUUGAAUGGCAUCGUAGAGGGAACUAUUUAUCAACUCUUGCGCCAUUUGGUGAAUCAAGAGCAGCAUUUAUUCAUAAUAUCUCAAAGAAGCAGACUCAAUUAAUGCCAUUCAAGCUGCAUGGAAUUCCAGUAUCAACAGCAUUUCAUCCUACUCUCUCGGUGUUCUUCAUAUCAACCCGGAGAAAUGUCCGUGCCUUUGAUUUGAAGGCACAAAAGCCCAUUAAAAAACUUGAAACUAGAUUGAGGGAAGUAUCCUCUUUUUCCAUUCACUCAAGCGGUGACCAUGUCAUUGUUGGAACCAAAGAAGGGAAACUUUGUUGGUUUGACAUGGACCUUUCAUCUCAGCCUUAUAGAGUCCUCAAGUGUCAUCCAAAAGACAUUAACAAAGUGGCCUUUCAUCGUUCUUACCCUUUGUUUGCUUCGUGUUCUGAUGAUUGCACUGCAUAUGUCUUCCAUGGCAUGGUUUAUUCAGACCUGAACCAGAAUCCCCUUAUCGUCCCUCUGGAGAUCCUCCGCGGUCAUGUUAGGGAAAAUGGAAGAGGCAUUCUUGACUGUACGUUCCACCCAAAGCAACCCUGGUUAUUUACCGCAGGCAGUGAUUGUAUCAUCAAGCUCUAUUGUGACUAGCUGGAAUUUUUUUCACAUAGGCAUGUUCUCUUACCAUAAGGAGCCAACAACGUUAAUUUUAUGGAAAAUUAAUAUUGGUAUCUAGUUAUAUGACUUCAAUAGGUCUUCAGUUUUGGUCUUGUUUUUUGUAUCUACCUUCCUAGUUUUUGUUUUGCUAAAAUAUCAUUUCCCCAUAUGUUGUACUACUAUACUAUGAUUUUUAUUGUCUAAGAAAUAUAAUUGUUGUUUAAGAUUUUUUGUUUUGUUUUGAAGAAUUUAAGAAUAUCGUAAUUGAAGAAAGUAGUAUAUAUAGUGUCAUCAACAAAAUUAGAUGGAGUACGUUUUGACUUUUGAGCUCCGUUUAAAUCGGUUAACUUAAUAUUUUGAGAGUAGGAUUCCAUUUCCUCCCUCU
Messenger RNA from Cuscuta europaea, 2798 nucleotides. The record is from the annotation of a GenBank genome assembly. Lineage: Eukaryota; Viridiplantae; Streptophyta; Magnoliopsida; Solanales; Convolvulaceae.